Messenger RNA from Carya illinoinensis, 351 nucleotides. RefSeq names its product copper transporter 6-like. The record is from RefSeq and is a predicted model, not a curated record. Lineage: Eukaryota; Viridiplantae; Streptophyta; Magnoliopsida; Fagales; Juglandaceae. The transcript has a single exon. Gene Ontology annotation, biological process: copper ion transmembrane transport; intracellular copper ion homeostasis. The coding region runs from base 1 to 351 and encodes 116 amino acids. Gene Ontology annotation, cellular component: plasma membrane. Gene Ontology annotation, molecular function: copper ion transmembrane transporter activity.
AUGCCACAAUCCUCUGGGUGGCCUAAUCAAGACCUUGGCAUGUACGUGUUGGCUCUUCUCUGUGUCUUUUCCCUGGCCGUCGCCAUCGAGGUAUUGUCCAUCUUGCCGGCUAUCAAGCCCGGCCACAUACCGAUUGCGGGUAGGAUGAUUCAGGCCACCGUCUAUGCUUUUCGCAUGGCCUUGGCUUACCUAGUCAUGCUCUCUGUCAUGUCCUUCAACCUUGGAAUCUUCGUAGCCGCGGUGGGUGGCCAUGCCGUUGGGUUCUUUCUCGCCAAGACUCCUGCCCUUCCCAAGGCCGAACCUGCUCAUGAGACCAUGUCCUCCACCACAUUAAUCACUCCUAAUGUUUGA